This is a messenger RNA of Zea mays, 1796 nucleotides long. RefSeq names its product SAG20. The record is from RefSeq and is marked validated. The transcript has a single exon. Gene Ontology annotation, molecular function: cyclase activity. The coding region runs from base 48 to 1619 and encodes 523 amino acids. NCBI's taxonomy places the organism in Eukaryota, Viridiplantae, Streptophyta, Magnoliopsida, Poales, Poaceae. Gene Ontology annotation, biological process: sesquiterpene biosynthetic process.
CUCCGUGUGGUUUCCUCCCCCUCUAGCUAGUUGCUACUAACCGGUACAUGGACUCCGUGGAUAAUUCACGCCAUGAUCAAGAUCACCACGCCGAUGUAGCGUUCAGUGUCGAGCUGGAGGCGGAGCUCGUCGAAGGGCACGGCAAUGGCGCCGCCGCCCCCACCCGUACCCGUACCGUCCUCGAGCAAGAAGAACCCGAGCCAAGAACAGAAGGCCGGCGGCGGCCUGGUCGCGCGCGGCGCCUCGCCCGGAGGCUCCACCCCGCGACCGUCGCUCGCGCGUGCUGGCGCUGGCUAAAGCACCCGGCGCACCUCGCCCUGGUCGCGUGGGCGCUCUGCGUGGCGGCGUCCGGCUCCAUGCUAGCGCUCCUCCUCCUCGGGUCGCUCAACCGCGCGUUCCCCCGGAGGUCGCUUCGCAACCGGUGGAUCGAGAUCAACAACCAGGUGCUCAACGCGCUGUUCACGCUCAUGAGCAUCUACCAGCACCCCGCGCUCUUCCACCACGCCGUGCUGCUGCUCCGGUGGCGCCCCGGGGACGCCAAGGAGCUCAGGGAGGCCUACUGCCGGAAGAAGGGCGCGGCUGCGGGCUCCCGGCGCGGCGAGCGGGCUCACGUGUCCGUGGUGGUCGCGCUGCUGCACGUCGCGUGCCUGGCGCAGUACGCCAUGUGCGGGCUCUACUGGGGGUACUCGCGCAGGGCGCGCCCGGACGCCGCCCUGACCGCGCUCACCGUGGUCGGCACCGCGGCGCCGGUGAUCGCCGGCCUGUACAUCUACUUCAGCCCUCUAGGGAGGAAACGCGGGGGGCGGAGCGUGCACCAUGAGCCCGACGAACGUUCCGACCACAGCGAUGGGACUGUCGCGGUUGAGGUGGCGGCCGGCGCGGACUGGGCCGGCGGCUUGCUCGACGUCGGCGACGACCCGACGGCGUGCUGGCUCUCGUGCCUCUGCACGUUCUGCGUGUUCGGGUGGAACGUGGAGCGCCUGGGCUUCGGGAACGCGCACGUGCACGCCGUCAUGUUCGCGCUGCUCUGCUUCGCGCCGCUGUGGGUGCUCAGCGUCGCGGCGCUCAACAUCCGGGACGACGACGUCGGCUUCGCGGUCGGCGUGGCGGGGGUGGUCCUCUGCGCGCUCGGCCUGCUCUACGGCGGGUUCUGGCGCGCGCGGAUGCGGCGGAGGUACGGGCUCCCUGCCACCAACGCCUGCUGCUGCUGUGCCGCCGCGCCGUCGCUCGCGGACUACGCGCGGUGGAUGUUCUGCUGGGGCUGCGCGCUGGCGCAGGAGGUGCGCACCGCUAACCUCCUCCUCCUCGACGUCGAGGCUGGAAGCGUCGGCCGGCGAGACUCCGAUGGCCGUCGAGUCGAUGCUGACGCGCAAACUCUGCAGCCUUUGCCGAGAGAGAGUGGAGUCAAGUCGUUUCAUCAGGGAGGAUCUUCGCAUCCUGCAAAGCCGGCGACAACUGACGCCCACUCUGUUCAGCUGUCGAAUUACUCGACGAGUAGUCAAGGCGAUGAGUCGCCAUUGCUGUGGCAAUAUCAGGUGACUAGGUCUUCUUCGCGAGAAAUGACGCCUCCUGUGCCGCCAUCGAUACCAGAAGCAGAACGUCGACGAGUUCAGGAGUAACAGAGCAGUUGCAAAUCAAUGCAUCGACCUGCGCUCCAGGAAUGCCAAUAUGCGUGUACAGACUGCAGAGUUCGCGUCGUUUUUUCGCCUUUACUUUUCCUUUCGACUUUCUCCAGGGAUUCAGAUGUUUGCUCCAAUCUUGAAACCCAAACAAGUUGUUUCCAGUUUUUGAAUCGA